AUGGUUACUCUUUCUGCCUCCGUCCGGUCCUUGGUGGUCAGUCUCUCCACCUCCGCCACCCCCAGGCAAGGCAACAAUGUUUUCUCGUGCAAUGCCAAGCUUUGGGUUCGACACAGCAUUCCAAAUGACAAAGCGAGAUCUCGCCAUGGUGAAGAAGAUCCUGGAGCAAGAGCCGGAGAUGCUCGCCACGCGUCUGUCGGCGGCAGUGGUCGGCCCGACUGUGAAGUCGACUUGGUGGCUGUGGUGACCAAGGCCGGUAGCUAUCGGACCUUGGUGGUACAGGAUUUUGGUUGGCGUCGGUCGUGUUAA
Messenger RNA from Striga asiatica, 309 nucleotides. The record is from the annotation of a GenBank genome assembly. Lineage: Eukaryota; Viridiplantae; Streptophyta; Magnoliopsida; Lamiales; Orobanchaceae.